Messenger RNA from Vombatus ursinus (common wombat), 1598 nucleotides. RefSeq lists its product as uncharacterized. Gene Ontology annotation, biological process: SCF-dependent proteasomal ubiquitin-dependent protein catabolic process; protein polyubiquitination. The transcript has 2 exons. Gene Ontology annotation, molecular function: protein binding. Gene Ontology annotation, cellular component: SCF ubiquitin ligase complex. The record is from RefSeq and is a predicted model, not a curated record. The coding region runs from base 256 to 1383 and encodes 375 amino acids. Lineage: Eukaryota; Metazoa; Chordata; Mammalia; Diprotodontia; Vombatidae.
AGUCUCCGGCUGACGUCACUUCCGUCAGAAGAGGGCGGGAAGGUGUCGCUCUAGGCUGCGAGCUCGUCUGCUCCGAAGUCACAGCGGAGUGCGCGCGCCGACUGGUGACCCCUGAGGAGAUCCAACCUGGCUCCUUCCUCCCUCUUCUGGCGGUUUCUGAGACGCGCUAGGCUGGCGCCGCGACAGAGAAAAGGCAUUACCCGUGCCCGGAACUGCCAGGAGCCCGCCGAGCCGCGGGGAGCCCCGGCUGGAGCGAUGCCGCGGAAGCGGCGGCGGCGAGGCGGCGCUCCCCCGCGGGAGGAGGGCUGGGCCGGCGGGCGCAGCGCCUUCCCCUUCGGCCUGCUGCCCGUGGACUGUCAGCUGCACAUCUUCUCGUUCCUGACGGAGGCGGAGAAGUGCACGGCGGCCGAGGUGUGCCGCGCCUGGAGCCAGCUGAUGCGCACGCCCCGCCUGUGGCGCACGGCCGACUUCAUGCGGCUCGGAGCCUUCCAGUCGGGCCUGGAGGUGGUGCUGGUGUCGGCGCGAGAGUUUGAGCGCUGGAAGGACUGGGUGCACCAGUACGCCUACCACCUCAUGGCCCGCGGGGCCAGCCUGCUGCGGCUCCGAGCCAGCUUCGACCUGGCCGACCAGGGCGCCCGCUGGGCCGAUUUCCUCACCGGCUUCCUGGAGGGCGUCCACUGCGGGGAUCUGCGGGACCUGGAGCUCAACUGGACCCUGACGCACCUGGAGCCGCCAGACUUCUACCCGCCGGGCACGUGCAGCAUGACCCAGGUGAGCCUCACCAAGCUGGACCAGAUCCACAACUUCCAGGUGCUGCUGGAGAGGCUGCUGGUCAGGGCACCCCGCCUCAGCCGGGCCAAGCUACCCUUUGACUGGUCUGCCCGAUCAGUGGCACUGCUCACCCGCUUCCAGCAGCUUCGCACCCUGGAGCUCAAAUAUUUCUGGAGCUUCAAGGGUGUGUGUCCAGAUACCAUGCAGGAACUGACCAAGGCACUGCCUAACCUUAAGACCCUAGUCCUGCACGUGCUUGUGCCUGUCAAGGACCUGGGUGUAUCCUAUGCACUUGAGUCCCGAUCCCUGGAAACUCUGGAUGUGUCCCAGAGCCGGGGCCUAGUUUUCCGUCACCUUGACCUGCCAGCACUUAAAGCUCUUCGGGUAAAGAAGACAGUCCGGGGAAUCAUCCUCAACUGCCGCACACGCUUGGCCCUGCAAAGCCGCUGGGCCUGCCUCUACACACUUCUGUGCCGUGGGACCCCCAAUCUUCGAGUCCUCAAUAACCAGACCUUGCUGCCUCACUGGCGGGAGGAGGCCUAUAAGGAACUGCACGCCUUAUUACUUCAGGCCUGCUAUUGUACCCGCCACUCAGAUACCUGGCUUCUAUGAGGGUGGUCAGGGGAGGUUCCCCCCCACCCCAUCGUCCUUAGCUCUCAGGGUAUGGGCUCACCAAGCAGUAGGGAAAUCAGUUACCCUGCCCCUCAGACACACUGGGUUGGAAGUGAGGGAAGUGGGGUUAGGGCUGACGGAAUGCUGAACAGGGGAGGCUGGGUUCGGUGGGACUGUUUGUAACAGAGGAGACCUUUACGUUGCUAUUGCCUUUA